Messenger RNA from Triticum aestivum (bread wheat), 2356 nucleotides. RefSeq names its product rust resistance kinase Lr10-like. The transcript is spliced from 3 exons. Lineage: Eukaryota; Viridiplantae; Streptophyta; Magnoliopsida; Poales; Poaceae. Bases 157 to 2208 code for a protein of 683 amino acids. Gene Ontology annotation, molecular function: polysaccharide binding; ATP binding; protein kinase activity. The record is from RefSeq and is a predicted model, not a curated record. Gene Ontology annotation, biological process: protein phosphorylation.
UAUGUUCUUUGUACAGUCAGAUAGCGAUUUUUUUUUCCAUUCCAAAGUCAGUAGUAUCCCAAUCAUGCUGGGCCUUCCUUAUAUAAUCAAGUAAUCUUCUCCAGAACUAGGAUAUCAAUUCUCUUGUGGGAGUACUCAAGCAUCUGCAAAACUUUCAUGGCGAAGCCUGGUGUGUAUCAUUGUUCUAUUUCCCUGCAAGCCCUGACUGUUUUCUCUGUGCUCGUAGUUCUUUUGGAAGAUGUCCAGGGAGGAGACAAGUGCCCAAGUUUUUCAUGCGGGCAUCUCCGAGACGUACGGUAUCCUUUCCGACGUCCAGGCGACCCACCUGGGUGUGGUGCUCAAGGAUAUGAGCUGGUUUGUAGCAGUAGCAAGGCUACAAUUUACAUCAACACUGGAACAUACUAUGUUACUGGCAUCAACUAUACUGAUUCAUCCUUCUGGGUUGUGGACGCCAAUUUUAAUGCCAACAGCUGCUGCUCUCUUCCUCGGUGGAACCAAGGUCCUUACACAUACGGCUUCAUUGAUUCAGAUUACUAUCUUGAUUUGGCAACUCGAGCCAUCUGGGCAUGCUUCACCAAUUGUUCGCGAGCAAUAACUAAUAACAGCAUGUACAAGGCUGUUACAUGCCUGAGCGGGAGCAAUUCACAUGUUUAUGUAUGGGUGUCUCCCGACGAUUGUGUGUUUGGAGAUCUUCGAUCUUCUUGCGGCUACUUGGCCAUGGUCCCCUUUGGUGACUACCGAUAUUCUUCUGACAGCCAACAAGUAGUAGAGAAUGCAAGUUAUGCAGAUAUCAUGGGAUUUAUAAAGAAUGGGUUUUCUGUUCAGUUUCCCAUCAAUGUGAACGGGAAGCGUACUUGCUCUGAAGCCAUUAAUAUAUGCCUGAACAAUUCAACCAGAUACUUCAAGGAGCAAAUAUCUGAUGCAAGCAUCCUGAAGUGGGCUCAUGCCUAUUUCUGGAGUGAGAUACAUUUCUUCAACUGCGUAAAUUAUUACCGCGAUGAGGGUUACCACUGCCAGCCAAAGAUGUUUUUGAGAUUGCAAACCAUUGUACCUGCUAUUAAUAUCAUCAAGUUACUUAUUGUCCUAUGCAGGUUCAUAUUGGCGCCUCUGUCUGUGUUGAUUUUCCUGGUCUACAAGUACUGGAAAACAAGGAUAUCAAUUGAUGUAGUCGAGAAGUUCCUCCGUAUGCAACAAAUUCUUGGCCCGACGAGGUACGCCUACACCGACAUCACCGCAAUCACAAGCCAUUUCAGAGAUAAAUUGGGUCAAGGAGGCUAUGGCUCUGUGUUCAAGGGCGUGCUACUGCCAGGCAAUGUUCAUGUCGCGGUCAAGAUGCUAGAAGGUAACUCCAACUGCAACGGAGAGGAUUUCAUCAGUGAGGUCUCUACCAUUGGCAGGAUCCACCAUGUCAAUGUGGUUCAUCUUUUGGGAUUCUGCUCCGAAGAGAUGAGGAGGGCUCUCGUAUACGAGUACAUGCCUCGAGGUUCUCUUGACAAGUAUAUCUUCUCAGCUGAGAAGAGUUUCUCCUGGGACAAGCUCAUCGAGAUCGCUUUGGGCAUUGCCCGAGGGAUCAACUACCUACAUCAGGGGUGUGAGAUGCAGAUUCUACACUUUGACAUCAAGCCACACAACAUCCUUCUUGAUAGCAAUUUUGUCCCAAAAGUUGCUGAUUUUGGUCUUGCCAAACUGUAUCCAAGGGACAAGAGUUUUGUGCCAUCGAGAGCCCUACGGGGAACUGUUGGGUACAUAGCUCCUGAGAUGAUGUCUCGGAGCUUUGGUGUCAUAUCGAGCAAGUCUGACGUUUACAGCUUUGGCAUGCUGCUGCUGGAGAUGGCUGGAGGAAGAAGGAAUGCUGACCCGAACGCAGCAAACUCGAGCCAAGCGUACUACCCAUCAUGGGUGUAUGACAGACUAACUGCACAAGAAGUGUGUGAGAUAACUCCUGUUGACGACAUGCAUGAGUUGGAGAGAAAGCUAUGCAUUGUUGGAUUAUGGUGCAUCCAGAUGAAGUCGCAUGACAGGCCGACAAUGAGCGAGGUCAUAGAGAUGCUGGAAGGUGGCCUCGAUGGCCUGCAGAUGCCUUCCAGGCCAUUCUUCUGUGAUGAUGAGCACACUGCUGUUCCGGACUCUUACCCUUUGUUAUCCGAGCUGACCGAGAUCCCGGAGGAGGAUGAGAUCUCAGAUUCUUAUGUUUCCCGGGUCAAGUGAUCUUGUACGUGGAAACAUGUAAUAAAAUCUAGGAGUAGCAGUUAAAGAGGAUGUAGAACUCCGACUGCUUAACUGGUUGACUGUAAUCAUCUUUCUGGAAGACACUUAUUAUUAAUAGUAUAUGAAUAAUAGCUCGUGGAAGCUGAAG